Messenger RNA from Cinclus cinclus, 1896 nucleotides. Its product is annotated as zinc finger protein ZIC 4-like. Gene Ontology annotation, biological process: regulation of transcription by RNA polymerase II; central nervous system development. The transcript has 2 exons. Gene Ontology annotation, cellular component: nucleus. The record is from RefSeq and is a predicted model, not a curated record. Gene Ontology annotation, molecular function: DNA-binding transcription factor activity, RNA polymerase II-specific; RNA polymerase II cis-regulatory region sequence-specific DNA binding. Bases 256 to 1896 code for a protein of 546 amino acids. NCBI's taxonomy places the organism in Eukaryota, Metazoa, Chordata, Aves, Passeriformes, Cinclidae.
CGCGCCGCGCCGAGGGACCUCCUCGGCCGCCGCCAAAGCUUCCCGCCGGCCCCCGAGCCCACCCGCUGGCACAGCCGCCCGUGCGUCCCGCCGCCAGGGCAGCGGGACCGGGAAACUUUUUUAUUUCGGGAUAAAGGAGGGAAACAAAAAAAGGAAAAAACAAAAAGAAAAAAAAAGAAAAAGUUGUUUCCCCCCCUCCUCUGCCCUGUGUAUCUCUCCUACCGCUGUCAGGUGACCUUUUAGCGUUAGAAGCUAAUGAGCGUGGAUGCUCUGGGGAUCCCGGUGAUGGACCCUGCUGCUCUCUCCAGGCGGAACACGGCGCUCAGAUUAGUAGGCUUGGCGGGGGCUCCUCGCCACCAUCACCGCCCCCCUCAGAGCAUGACAGGCUUCCCGGGCGUCGCCGGGCACCCCCACACCACGGCGCCCACGCAGCCGGGGGAACACGCCGCCGAGUCCCGCCUCGGGCCGCAGCAGCUCCGGCCAGAACACAUGGGGCACCGCCACCAUUCUCCUCCUCAUCCUCCUCCUCAGCAUCACCCCGCGGCCCUUAAGAUCAGCCCUGCCCCUCAUCCCCACCACCAGCUCCACCAACACCACCACCACCAUCAUCAUCAUCAUCAUCAUCAUCACCAUCAUCAUAUGGCAGGCCAAGCCGAGGUGGUCUGUAGUCAAACGGCAGCGUUUGGCCCGGCGCAGUCACCAGCAGCCCCCUACCCCGUCUGUCACCCAGCCCAGGCUCUGGCAGCAGGUAGGGACUUCUUCAUACGCAGAGACCCGCCGGCCCCACUCAUGCCAGGGCUGACCGAGCAGCAUCCCGCUGCAAGUUCUCACCACGGACUGUUUGUCUCAACAACAGGUAGCUUCCCCGGACACCAUGGUCACCACCACCACCACUCAGAAGCUGGGAAUCCCUCUCUGUUCACUGGACUCCAUGAGCAGCCUCCCCAUGCAGCUCCAGGUGGCCAUCUAAACGGACAGCUCAGACUGGGGUUACCUGGAGAAAUGUACGCCAGGUCUGAACACUUCACUCAAGUACCGGCCUCCAGGACAGAUCAUUUUGCUGCUUCUUCGCUUCAUAACUACGGUGGUAUGAAUCUGAACGUGAACCUGGCUCCACACCACGGCCCGGGUGCCUUCUUCCGUUACAUGAGGCAGCCCAUCAAACAGGAGCUCAUCUGUAAGUGGAUUGAGUUGGACCAGACUCCCAAAAAAUUAUGCUCGAAAACUUUCAGCACGAUGCACGAGCUGGUGACUCAUGUCACGGUGGAGCACGUUGGAGGACCCGAGCAGUCCAAUCACAUAUGUUUCUGGGAAGAGUGUCCGAGAGAAGGGAAACCUUUCAAGGCCAAAUAUAAACUUGUAAAUCACAUCAGAGUCCACACAGGUGAAAAACCUUUCCCCUGCCCUUUCCCAGGCUGUGGCAAAGUGUUUGCCAGAUCAGAGAAUCUCAAAAUACACAAAAGAACUCAUACAGGGGAGAAGCCGUUCAAAUGUGAAUUCGAGGGCUGUGACAGGCGCUUCGCCAACAGCAGCGACAGGAAGAAGCACUCGCAUGUCCACACCAGCGACAAGCCCUACAACUGCAAAGUGAGAGGCUGCGACAAGUCCUACACCCACCCCAGCUCCCUGAGAAAACACAUGAAAGUGCACUGCAAAUCCCCUCCUCCCAGCUCCGGCUACGAGUCCUCCACGCCCUCCUUGGUGUCCCCCUCCUCGGACUCCGGCCGGGAGCCCCCCGCCUCCUGCUCCCACGCUGAGCCCUCCGCGCCCGCGCAGCCCGCCGCCAACCUGAGCGAAUGGUACGUGUGUCAAGGCGCGGGGCCCCGCGGCCCCCCCGGGCCCCCCGGCGCCUCCCCGCCGCCGCGCCUCCCCGCCGAGCCCCGGCCCCGCUGCUAG